Messenger RNA from Ipomoea nil (Japanese morning glory), 3019 nucleotides. Its product is annotated as respiratory burst oxidase homolog protein E. Gene Ontology annotation, cellular component: plasma membrane. Gene Ontology annotation, molecular function: peroxidase activity; calcium ion binding; NAD(P)H oxidase H2O2-forming activity. The transcript is spliced from 14 exons. The record is from RefSeq and is a predicted model, not a curated record. The coding region runs from base 1 to 2856 and encodes 951 amino acids. Lineage: Eukaryota; Viridiplantae; Streptophyta; Magnoliopsida; Solanales; Convolvulaceae.
AUGCAGCUCAAGUCGUUGAUGCGGAGCUCGUCGUUUGGGAGUAGUUCGAAGCGAUCGAAUUACAGCCGGAAUUUUGAGCUGCCGGAUGAUUACACGCCGACGGCGGCGGGGGAGGGUGGUCAUGAGUACUUUGGCGGGCCAAUGCUGCCGAUUUUUUUGGAUGAUUUGAGGAGGAAUAAUGAUGAGGAUUUGGUGGAGGUCACGCUGGAGCUGGAUGAUAAUUCCAUUGUUCUGUGUAGCGUUACGCCCACUCCGCCGCAUAACAAUGGCAACGACGAGGAGGAGGAUGCGGCGGUUGUUAGCGGGAUUUUCGGGAGGACGUUAUCGGCCGCGUCGAAGCUUCACCGGAAAUUCUCGUGGCUGAGGUCGCCGUCGACGCGGUCUAGGGCGUCGUCGUCGGACGCGGAUGAUCUUCACCAUCAUCAUCAUCAUCAGCAGCAGCAGCAGCAGAGUAAUGUGAAUCAGACGGCGUUGACGUCGCGGGAAGUGAUGAGGUCGAAUUUGCAGCUGGUGAGGAGUAAAUCGAGCGCUCAGCGCGCUCUCGGAGGGCUCAGAUUCAUCAGCAAAACCACGGAAGAUCCCGCCUCCGUUGAGCUCUGGAAAAAAGUCGAGGCUCGCUUCGAUAAAUUAGCCGAGGACGGCUUGCUUUCCAGAGAAGAUUUCGGCGAUUGCAUUGGAAUGGCUGAUUCCAAGGAGUUCGCGGUAGGGGUUUUCGAUGCAUUGGUGCGACGGAGGCGGCAGAAAACCGCCAAGAUAACCAAAGCAGAGCUUCACGACUUUUGGCUGCAGAUUUCAGACCAGAGCUUUGACGCUCGUCUUCAGAUUUUCUUUGACAUGGCUGAUAGCAAUGGCGAUGGAAGGAUCACGCGAGACGAAGUGCAGGAGCUAAUAAUGCUGAGUGCUUCCGCGAAUAAGCUGUCCAAAUUGAAAGAACGUGCAGACGAGUAUGCUUCUUUAAUAAUGGAGGAAUUAGACCCUGAAAAUCUUGGCUAUAUUGAGUUAUGGCAGUUGGAAACAUUACUACUGCAAAGGGACAGAUAUAUGAACUACAGCAGGCCACUGAGCACAGCGAGUGCAGGAAGGAGUCAGAACUUAGGAACACGUAAUUCCAAGAAUGUAUUAAAAAGAGCAAGCUGUGCACUCAGGUGUCUUGUAUUAGAGAACUGGCAAAGAGGCUGGAUUCUACUGCUAUGGUUCAUUGCUAUGGGUGCGCUUUUCACAUGGAAGUUCCUACAGUAUAAGCAAAAAGCAGCAUUUCAUAUAAUGGGUUACUGCUUGACAACAGCUAAAGGUGCUGCAGAGACACUCAAGUUAAAUAUGGCUCUCAUCCUAUUACCAGUUUGUCGAAACAUAUUGACAUGGCUACGAUCUACAAAAGCAAGGCUAUUCAUACCUUUUGAUGACAAUAUUAAUUUUCAUAAGAUAAUAGCCUAUGCCAUCGCAGUUGGAAUCAUACUUCAUGCAGGAAAUCAUUUAGCAUGUGAUUUCCCCCGUCUCAUUAACUCAUCGCCUGAAAAAUUUGCACUUGUAGCAUCAGAUUUCAAUGGAGUAAAGCCUACUUACAAAAGCUUUUUGCUUGGAGUCGAAGGCGUGACUGGUAUGUCAAUGGUGGUACUUAUGACAAUCGCCUUCACAUUAGCCACAAGGCAAUUCAGGAGGAAUAUUGUAAACCUGCCACCACCUCUGAACCGACUAACAGGCUUUAAUGCCUUCUGGUAUUCUCACCACCUUUUUGCACUAGUCUAUGUACUGCUUCUAGUACAUGGAACUUUACUGAUCUUGGUCCACAGCUGGCAGUAUAAGACGACAUGGAUGUACAUCUCCAUCCCCCUGAUCUUAUAUGUAGCAGAGCGGAGUCUGAGGAAAUGCCGAGCGGAACAUUAUGCAGUUAAAAUUUUGAAGGUUUCUGUACUUCCAGGAGAUGUCUUCAGUUUGGUUAUGGCAAAGCCAAAUGGUUUCAAAUACAAGAGUGGGCAGUACAUAUUUUUACAAUGCCCAAUGAUCUCUCCAUUUGAAUGGCAUCCAUUUUCAAUAACCUCAGCACCAGAUGAUGACAACCUUAGUGUUCACAUCCGUACAGUAGGAGACUGGACACAAGAACUAAAGAAAGUGUAUACAGAGGAUGUUGGCUCAAUAUGUGAGAUAGGUCGAGCAAAGUUUGGAGAACUUGGGAAUGUUGAUCAAAGAGGUUUACCCCGAUUGCUCGUUGAUGGACCAUAUGGUGCACCAGCACAAGACUAUCAUAACUACGAUGUCUUGCUUCUUGUAGGGCUCGGCAUUGGAGCUACACCCUUUAUAAGUAUCUUAAGAGACCUAUUAAACAAUUCAAGAACAGAAGAUCAAAUGGAUUCAAAUACAGAAAACAGUGCAUCAGAUGAUAGCUGGACAAGUUUUGCUUCUUCAAGUAUAGCAUCAUCAACUACGAAGAAGAAAACACAACGGGCCAAAAGGGCACAUUUCUAUUGGGUAACAAGAGAACCUGGAUCCUUUGAGUGGUUCAAAGGAGUGAUGAAUGAAGUUGCAGAGAUGGAUCACAAGGGCCAGAUAGAUAUGCACAAUUAUCUAACAAGUGUUUAUGAAGAAGGUGAUGCAAGGUCAACUCUCAUCACCAUGGUCCAAGCACUUAACCAUGCAAAACAUGGUAUUGACAUCCUCUCCGGUACAAGGGUAAGGACACAUUUUGCACGCCCAAAUUGGACAGAAGUAUUCAGCAAAAUAGCUUUGAAGCAUCCUUAUUCUACCAUAGGAGUUUUUUAUUGCGGGAUGCCAGUCUUGGCAAAGGAGUUGAAGAAGCUAUCGCAAGAACUGACAUACAAGACAUCAACACGAUUUGAGUUCCACAAGGAAUACUUCUGAAGAAAAAAUCUUCGGCACUGAUGCGUGCAUCGAGCACUUUCUUCUCUUGCUUUUUUUUUUUUAUUCUGUAAAUUCAAAUGGUUAAGAGCAUACACGUAUACGUAUAUAUCAUUGAAAUAUCUCACACCUCACAGGAAAUACAAAGUAUUUCAAAUUCACAGUU